Molecule: messenger RNA, 4740 nt
Organism: Closterium sp. Yama58-4
Lineage: Eukaryota; Viridiplantae; Streptophyta; Zygnematophyceae; Desmidiales; Closteriaceae
Source: the annotation of a GenBank genome assembly
AUGGCCUCUCUUAGUGUCCUCGAGUACGAUACUGAGGGCCGCCCUAUCCAGUUCGACACCUGGCUUGUUGACCGACAGCUGUACCUGCUGAGCGAUUCUAGAGAGAAUGUCUCGCUAUUCGACUACGUGUCUGGAGCCUGUUCUGCCCCUCCCGACACAGCUGACAGUGCGACUCGCUCACAGUGGCUUACCCGUGACGCUGCUGCUCGCCUAGCCAUUCGCAACCACCUGCCGUUAGCUGAACGCGCUCACUUUGGCCAGCAUAAGACUGCAAAAGCCCUGUACGACGCUACAGUCGCUCGCUACUCUUCCCCUGCCACUGCAGCUCUCGGCCGCCUUAUACUGGCCUACCUGUUUCCCGAGCUGUUCUCCUUUGCCACAGUCGAGGAACUCAUUACCCACCUUCGCACUAGCGACGCUCUCUACCAUGCUGCCCUGCCAGCCGAGUUAGUCACCAAGAACGAACCCUCGAUCUACAUCACUCUCUACUUUAUAGUCACUCGCCUCCCUGACUCUCUUCGCGCAGUCAGGGACCACUUUCUCGCACUUGAUCACACCGACCUCACUAUCGACCUGCUCGAGAAGCACCUCCUUGCAGCUGAGACCAGCAUAGUCGCUUCGACUUCCUUGGUGCUGAGGAGGUCGGUGCUGCUUCUGCUCCUAGUGGGAAGCGCCGCAGCGGCAAGGGCAAGGGAGGCAAGAGUGGUGGGGGCGGCGGCGGCGGGGGGGGUGGUGGUGGAGGCGGUGGGGGCGGUGGAGGUGACGGAGGUGGCGGUGGGAGUGGUGGCGGGAGCGGGGGCGUCGGUGGCGGCGACGGUAGCGGCGACGGCGGUGGUGGUGGUAUUGGGGGUAGUGGUGGUGGUAGUGGCAGCAGUGGGAGUGGUGGCGGAGGCAGUGGCGGCGGAGGGAGUGGUGGCGGCCGCAAUGGUGGUGGUCGAGUUGGAGUCGGUGCAGCAGCAGCAGCAGCAGCAGCGUCAGCGUGGGACCCUCACGCCCCAGCAGCUCCGUGAGUGGUACGCUCAGCGUGGGGCGUCUGGGGGUAGUGCUCGCUGCCCGUACGUCAUUCGCACAGGUGACCGCGCUGGUCAGACGUGUGGGAAGUUUCACACCCAGUAUCGCUGUUUCUCCCGCCUAGACGAUGCUUGGCGCACUGAGUAUGGCGAAAAGGCUGAGAUGCCCCGCUGGGCAGAGCUGCUUAGGGCUGGUGUUGAUAUCUUUGCUCUUGACUAUGAUGCUAUACUUGCUGGCAUGUAUGCUAUGAUUACUAGUGCUGAGGGUGACUGCUACUUGUGUAUGCCGCCUGACCCAGGUAUAGAGGCUGCUGCUCUAGGUGCUAGUGAGUCUGCUCUCUCUGGUACUGCGCCUGCUGAGGCCUUGCACACCUUCACGCUUGACUCAGCGUGUGGCGAUCUGUACGUGCUCCCGGACUGGCCGUCACCUGGCCACGUUCACCCGUCUCUGCCUUCCCUCCCACCCUCGCCUGCCCCGCCCUGCGUUCCUUGCGUCGAGGGACGGCAGCGCGCCGCUCCUCACUCCUCCUCGUUUCCCCCGACGACUGCUCCUCUGCAGACCCUCCAGACGGACGUGUGGGGCCCAGCCCGCGUCAGUGGACAGGGCCGCGAGCGAUACUUUCUGCUGGUUGUUGAUGACUACUCGCGUUACACCACGGUCUUCCCCUUGCACAGCAAGGGGGAGGUCCCUGAUGUCUUGAUCCCUUGGAUCCGCGCUGUUCGUCUCCAACUCCGCGAGCGGUUCCGCACAAACCUUCGUGUCCUGCGUCUGCACUCUGACAGAGGCGGUGAGUUCUCCUCCGACCUCUUGCGGGACUUUUGUCGUGGGGAGGGCAUCGCCCAGUCGUUCACGCUUCCGGCCUCCCCGCAGCAGAAUGGGGUUGCCGAGCGCCGCAUUGGCUUAGUCAUGGAUCCCCGUGUCUCCUUGCCGGAGACCUCGCCCACACUGCAUUGGACGGGGGAGGUUGGCGAUGCGUCGGUGUUCCGGGUCUGGGGCUCUCGUGCCUUUGUCCGCGAUACCUCCGCGGACAAGCUCUCCUCUUGCGCCAUUCCCUGCGUCUUCCUUGGCUUUCCCACUGACGCGCCUGGCUGGCAGUUUUACCAUCCCACCUCGCGCCGUGUUUUGUCCUCUCAGGACGUCACGUUUGACGAGUCGGUUCCCAUUUACCGUCUCUUCCCCCACCUCGCUGCCCCUCUCCCCCCCCCGCCGCUCUUCCUCGCUCCAGGUCCCCCUCCGGUAGACCCCCUCCCCCCUCAGGGUCCUGCUCCUUCAGGUGUGUCUCAGGUAGACCCACUUCCCUUGGCUGAGCCUGUCGAGGUCACUGGUGACUCAGGUGCUGCUGCGGGUGGUGCUGCUCAGGGUGCUGCGUCUGGGGGUGCUGAGCCUGAGCGUGCGGAGCCUGGGGGUGCUGAGCCUGCGGGUGCGGAGCCUGGGGGUGCUGAGCCUGCGGGUGCGGAGCCUGGGGGUGCUGAGCCUAGGGGUGCUGCGUCUGGGGGUGCUGAGCUUGCCGGUGCUGAGUCUAGGGGUUCUGAGCCUGAGCGUACGGAGCCUGGGGGUGCUGAGCCUGUAUGUGCGGAGCCUGGGGUGCUGAGUCUGAGGGUCCUGUGCCUGGUGGUGCUGCGUCUGCUGGAGGUCCUCCGAGUGCCUCGCCGCAGCGGUCUAGCCAGCAAGAGCCUCUCUCACCUCAGCAGCUGCGCGAGUGUUUUGCUCGGCGCACACGUCUUCGGAGUCGCGCCGCUGGAGCUGGAGGCACUAGAGCUGGAGCUGCUGGCACUCGAGGAGCUGGAGCUGGUGACGCUGGAGCUGGAGGUGCUGACGCUCGAGGUGCUGGAGCUGGAGCCGCUGGAGCUGGAGGCGCUGGUGUUGCUGGCGCUGGUAACACUAGAGCUGGAGGUGCUGGCGCUGGAGGCGCUGGAGCUGGAGGCACUGAAGCUGGAGCCGCUGGCACUGGAGGAGCUGGAGAUGGUGACGCUGGAGCUGGAGGUGCUGGCGCUGGAGGCGCUGGAGUUGGAGCCGCUGGAGUUGGAGGCGCUGGUGCCGAGGGCACUGUGCAGCAGCGACCAGCGUCGUGAGCCUGCGUCUCGUCCUGCCUCCCCUGUUCGCCGUGCUCGUCGUGUCCCGCGUCCGCGUCCUCCUCCUGUGCCAGGUACUCACACUAUGGCACUUCGUCCUUCCUCUGCUCCGCAGCGUGUCCCUCUGCCGUCUCCUCCUACGUCCUCUCUUCCUAACAUUCCGGACCCUGAGUCUGACCGUGUUCGUGCUGCUAGUCCCACUGUUACGCGUCUCUUGGCCACUGUCGUCACUGACCCGUCGUUUGAGUCUACUGCUGCGUCUGCCUUAGUUGCUGAGCUUGUGGACUUUGCUGCUGCGUGUCGUCUAGACUACGCCGCCAGUUUUGUUGCUGAGUCUGAGUCUGUCUGUCCUCCGUCCGUUGGGGGUGAGUGUGCUCUUGGCACGGACGUCCUUGAGGACAGGCAGGAGGACUUUGACUGUCUUGCGGCUGCUGUACCUCAUCUCGUGGCCUGGCUGCUUGCACUUGAGGGAGACCCGGAUGCACUUGACAUCCCGACCCCGCGCUCUUACGCAGAGGCGAUUUCGGAUCCCUACUCCUCUCAGUGGCAGACAGCCAUGGACGCAAAGAUGGCAUCCUGGAAGUCCACAGGCACCUACGUCGAUGAGGUUCCCCCUCCUGGGGCGAACAUAGUCGAUGGCAUGUGGAUUUUCAGGGUGAAGCGACCGCCGGGUUCUUCGCCUGUCUUCAAGGCUCGUUACGUUGCACGAGGCUUCAGUCAGCGACAAAGAUUUGACUUCUUUCAGACCUUCUCCCCCACCCUGAAGAUGACCACUCUUCGGGUGCUGCUGCACGUUGCCGCUCAGCGUGACUACGAGCUUCACUCUCUUGACUUCAGCACAGCGUUCUUGCAGGGCAGCCUGCACGAGGAGAUCUGGCUACGUCGCCCACCUGGCUUCACUGGGUCGUUCCCUCCUGGUACCCAGUGGAGCCUCCGGCGGCCAGUCUACGGUCUCCGUCAGGCACCUCGUGAGUGGCACGACACACUGAGGGCGACACUUGCGGCUCUUGGGUUUGCUCCGUCCACUGCUGACCCGUCGCUGUUCCUGCGCACCGACACUUCCCUGCCGCCGUUCUACAUUCUCGUGUACAUCGACGACUUGGUCUUUGCUACUGCUGACACUGAGGGACUCGCCCUUGUGAAGUCGGAGCUGCAGAAGAGACACACGUGCACAGACCUGGGUGAGUUGCGCAGCUAUCUUGGCUUGCAGAUCACCCGGGACAGAGCACGCCGCACCAUUACCCUGACUCAGUCACACAUGGUGCAGCAGGUCCUUCAGCGCUUCGGCUUCCAGUUCUCCUCACCACAAUCCACUCCUCUGCCUACCGGUCACUCGCUCUCAGAUCCACCUUCGGACGAGUCCGUAGAGCCGAGUGGCCCAUAUCCAGAGCUUGUGGGCUGCCUCAUGUACCCGAUGACCUGCACGCGACCUGACCUUGCGUACCCUCUUAGCAUCCUGGCUCGCUACGUUGCACCUGGGAGACACAGGCGAGAGCACUGGGAGGCUGCUAAGAGGGUGCUACGCUACUUGUGCAGUACAUCGGGCAUGGGGCUGGUGCUUGGAGGACGGGGUCGAGUUGUCCUCACUGGACACUCAGACGCCUCUUGGGUUGACGACCUGGCUACGCAGCGGUCAUCACAGGGUUACAACUUUUAG